AUGCUGUGUCAGGCAUUUCACAGAUUUGGCCAAAAGCUGGUACGCAGACGUCCACUGGAGGAAGAAGUAUUUGAGAUUUCCUUUGAAAGAAGCCUGAGCACUCUGGAUUUAGUGGCCCUGGGUGUGGGCCGCACAAUAGGUGCAGGUGUGUACAUCCUGGCUUGUGAGAUGAUCAGCAAUCAAGCAGGACCAUCCAUCGUGAUCUGCUUUUUGGUGGCUGGCUUAUCUUUUGUGUUGACUGGGCUGUGCUAUGCUGAGAUUAGUGCCUGGGUUCCCCAUUCUGGCUCCUCAUAUCUCUACACCUAUGUCAUUAUUGGUGAACUCUGGGCUUUCAUCACUGGCUGGAACCUCAUCCUGUCCUUUACUGCUGAUACAGUCAUUUAUACCAUGACCUGGGUCUUAACCUUUGAAAACCUGCUUGGGAACCAGAUGUCUCAGACCCUGCGUGAAAGCAUCUCUCAGCAUGUUCCUCAAGUCCUUGCAGACAAUCUAGGCUACUUUGCUGUGGUCCUUCUGUUGUUACUUAGAGAAAUUGAAUAUAUGAAUUUUUAUGAGUUAUUCGCCCUUUCCAAAGUGUUCAUAUUGGUGAAAAUUUUGGUUCUCAGUUUUGUCAUCAUCUCUGGCUUCAUUAAGGGGGACCUGCACAACUGGCAGCUCACAGAAGAGGACUACGUAAAGGCUGGACUCAAUGACACUUCUAAGUUGGGCCCUCUGGGCUCUGGAGGAUUUGUGCCUUUUGGCUUCCAGGGGAUUCUCCGUGGGCAGCUACUUGUUUCUAUACAUUUAUAG
Molecule: messenger RNA, 789 nt
Organism: Lynx canadensis (Canada lynx)
Lineage: Eukaryota; Metazoa; Chordata; Mammalia; Carnivora; Felidae
Product: cationic amino acid transporter 3-like
Exons: 1
Coding region: 1-789 (262 amino acids)
Biological process (GO): amino acid transport; transmembrane transport
Cellular component (GO): plasma membrane
Molecular function (GO): amino acid transmembrane transporter activity
Source: RefSeq, a predicted model, not a curated record